Helicoverpa armigera (cotton bollworm) is the source of this 980-nucleotide messenger RNA. RefSeq lists its product as uncharacterized. The record is from RefSeq and is a predicted model, not a curated record. Gene Ontology annotation, molecular function: odorant binding. Bases 64 to 714 code for a protein of 216 amino acids. The transcript has a single exon. Lineage: Eukaryota; Metazoa; Arthropoda; Insecta; Lepidoptera; Noctuidae.
UCAGAACAGUUAGGUCAAUAUAACACAAAUUACUUACGUGGCGCUAACAACCAAUUAAUAAAAAUGCGCUACAAUAAAAUGAAGAUUAAAACAAGACGCACGCGAGAGAAGGCGCGAGCUAAAAUGAAUAAUUCUUCAACAAACUUAUUUGCCAGUGUAUUAUUUUUACUGUUUUCAUUCGCGUUUUAUAUGACUAUCUCCUUCACGCCGUUAACUAAAGAAGAACAGAUGGAAAGAUAUAACAAAAUGACGGAGGAUGUAGAACCUUUUCGGAAAAACUUGACUGAAUGCGCGCGCCAAGUCAAAGCGUCAAUGGCGGACGUCGAACACUUUUUGAAGAGGAUUCCCCAGUCAUCAUUACAGGGAAAAUGUUUUGUUGCGUGUAUUUUGAAAAGGAAUUCGAUUAUAAAGAAUAAUAAGAUAAGUAAGGAGCAUUUGUUGGAGGCUAACAAAGCCGUGUAUGGUGCAGAUAGUGAGGUGUUGGAUAGAUUGACGAUUGCCAUAGGGGAGUGUACGAAAGCAGUGGAGGAAAUCUUUGAGGUUUGCGAGUACGCGUCGGUGUUCAACGACUGUAUGCACAUAAAGAUGGAACAUGUUUUGCAGCAAGUGACGAUGGAGCGGCGCAUGGAAGCUAUCAGCAAGAUGACGUCAAACCCUGACGAGUGGGGCCAAGAUGAGGACGAGAUCUUAAAGUUGGUGAAGGAUGAACUAUAAUUUUUAUUCAUGAAUCUAAAAGUGUGUUCUAGUAGUUCACGUAGUUAGAAAUAAACUUGUUUUUUUUUUUUAAGUCUGCAAUUCAAGUUAAGUUCUUCGGUUAUGUUCGCGGGUGACAAAAAAUGUUAAAUAAAUAAUUUCUGUUGUUUUUUUGUGUCAGCCUAUGGCCUACGCCUUUUGUAACAAAUAAAUAAGCGAAUUAUCGUGAGUAUUGCGGGCAAGCUAACAUGCAGUAUUUGUUUUUGUUCUUUGAAAAACUAAGGUUC